Molecule: messenger RNA, 1174 nt
Organism: Frieseomelitta varia
Lineage: Eukaryota; Metazoa; Arthropoda; Insecta; Hymenoptera; Apidae
Gene: Sirt4
Product: NAD-dependent protein deacylase Sirt4
Exons: 4
Coding region: 198-1154 (318 amino acids)
Molecular function (GO): NAD+ binding
Source: RefSeq, a predicted model, not a curated record
AUUACCAUGAGCGAUUUUUUUAGAAAAAGAUUAGUCAUAGUGUAUGACGUUUUCGAUAAUCAUUUUGACGUGAAAGAUCACAUCAUAGAAAGAUUACAUCAUAGACAUCAGUUUAGAACACGACGACGAGGUGAAAUUAACCUCAAGUAAAAUUAAAUAAUAUUCUGGUAUUUUUAAUAUAAUUGUUAUGUAGGGAGAUGUUGAGCAUGAAGUGUAAAACCAUUAAUCCAAUAGGAACUUUAUUAUGUAGAACAUAUACAUCAAAUCUUAUAUUCGUCCCAAAAUGUGAACCUGUAAAAGAUACAGAUUUAUCAAUGUUAAAGGAUUUUAUCAACAGUCACAAUAACAUGUGUAUAUUAACAGGAGCAGGAAUAUCCACAGAAAGUGGGAUUCCUGAUUAUAGAUCAGAAGGUGUUGGCCUUUAUGCGCGAAGCAAUCGCAGACCAGUUCUUUACAGAGACUUUUGCAAUAGUGCUGACAUUAGGAGGCGAUAUUGGGCCAGGAAUUACGUAGGUUGGCCAAGAUUCUCUUCAAUUAAGCCGAAUAGUACGCACCAAAUAUUAAAAAAACUAGAGGACUUGAACAAAGUAAGAUGCGUCGUCACUCAAAAUGUAGAUAAUUUGCACACAAAAGCAGGUAGCAGAAAAGUGAUAGAAUUACAUGGAACAGCUUUUAAAGUAAUGUGCCUUAGUUGUAAUGAAAGAAUAUGCAGAUAUUAUUUGCAGGAGAUCUUUGAUAAGAUAAAUCCAAAUAUGACUGCAACCAGCCAAAUGAUAAGGCCUGACGGAGAUGUGGAUUUAUCACAGGAGCAGGUGGAGGGAUUUCAAGUUCCAUCGUGUGAAAACUGCGGUGGUGUUCUUAAGCCAGACAUCAUCUUUUUUGGAGACAAUGUUCCGCGUCAGGUUGUAGAAAGUGUUAGAUAUAAUAUCGAGCAUUCAGACUCUCUGCUAAUUUUGGGCACAACACUAACUACUUUUUCUGGCUAUCGAAUAGCGUUGCAAGCUAGCCAUGCCAAAAAGCCGAUAGCUAUAUUAAACAUUGGGAAAACCAGAGCGGACGAUCUCGCAGAAAUUAAAAUGAAGGGCAGAUGUGGCGACGUUUUGGCGAGGAUUUACUCAAUGAUGGAUCAGUGCGAGAAAUGUACGAAACGUUAAUUAAAAAACAGAGAGUAAUU